UAACGUCGUCAGAAAGCAGCCUUGUUUUGUGGGGACCGUGAACAUCCGAAGAGUGCUUUGCAGUUGCAAGAUGCAGGCUCUCAUAAAUGAGAGUUAUUGAUCUUCUUUCAUAUGCCAACAAGAGAGAGGUAACAAGCUUCCUGCAACAAGCACUUGGGGAUCCUACGCUGAAUGAAGUGUUCUUGCUUUCAGCAUUCAAACUGCAGCCAAAGAGCACAGCCACUGUAUUUGGCCUAUAUUCACCAGCUGAUGACAAGCAGUAUUUUGAGUUUACAGUAAUGGGACGGAUGAAUAAAGUGGUGCUUCGCUAUCUGAAGAAUGAUGGGAGGUUGAAUUCAGUGAUUUUUAGCAACGUACACCUGGCUGAUGGGAAACCCCAUGCUGUCAUCUUAUGGCUGAGUGGCCUGCAGCAGGAAUUCUGUACAAUAGAGUUGUAUCUGGACUGUCUGCAAGUAGGUGCCAUUCAGGACCUGCCAAAAGCAUUUUCAGCUCAAUUGGAGAGAUCAGCAGCAGUAGAGUUACGCACCUUCCUGAAGAAACCAGAGGAUAUACUGGAUGAGCUGAAGCUGGUAACUGGAGGAACACUUGCCCAGGCAAGAAACCUGCAAGACUGUUUUCUUCAACAGAUUGAAUCUGCUCCUCAGUACACUGGUAAGGCCAGCAACCAGUUCAUUCAGAUACUGGUGCAGAAAAGCUGUGGUGGUGAAUACUCUUCUUUCUGCAUUAAAGGUUUGGGAAUGGUGAAUUUUCCAACUCCGCUUCCUAGGCGUAGCAAACCCAAGUGCGAAACAAGUUCCUGUUUCAGGGGAGUCAGGUGCAUGGAGACAGCUGAAGGAAUUCAGUGCGGCCCAUGCCCUGACGGAUUCACAGGGAAUGGAGUGACAUGCUCUGAUAUUGAUGAGUGUCAUUACAGCCCCUGCUUCCCUGGAGUGCGUUGUGUAAAUACUGCUCCAGGUUUCCGUUGUGAGACCUGUCCCCCAGGAUAUACAGGACAAACUUUGCAAGGAGUAGGACUGAGCUAUGCCAAGAACAACAAGCAGGUCUGCUUAGACAUUGAUGAAUGUCAGAAUGGCGGGCAUGGAGUCUGUGUUCCAAAUUCUCAUUGUAUCAACACUUUGGGCUCUUAUCGCUGUGGCCAGUGCAAAUCAGGAUAUAAAGGCGACCAAAUCAGAGGGUGCCAGGCUGAGAGAAGCUGCAGAAGUCGAGCCCUCAAUCCAUGCAGUGUCCAUGCCCGGUGUAUUGAGGAAAGGCGAGGAGAGGUGACAUGUAUUUGUGGCAUUGGCUGGGCUGGUGAUGGUUAUAUUUGUGGAAAAGAUGUUGACAUUGAUGGCUACCCUAAUGAAGAACUCUCUUGCCCUGCUGAAAGCUGCAGAAAGGACAAUUGUAAGUUUGUACCAAACUCCGGACAAGAAGAUGCUGAUGAUGAUGGGAUUGGAGAUGCCUGUGAUGAAGAUGCAGAUGGAGAUGGCAUUCCCAAUGAGCAGGAUAACUGUGUCUUGACUCCCAAUGUUAACCAGAGAAAUAGUGACGAAGAUAUCUUUGGAGAUGCCUGUGACAACUGCCGCAGUGUCCUGAAUAAUGACCAGAGGGACACGGAUGGUGAUGGGAAAGGAGAUGCUUGUGAUGAUGACAUGGAUGGAGAUGGUAUUAAGAACCUUUUAGAUAAUUGUCAGAGGAUCCCCAACCAAGACCAGGAGGACAAGGAUAACGAUGGUGUUGGUGAUGCCUGUGACAGCUGUCCUACAGUCAGCAAUCCAAAUCAGUCAGAUGUUGACAAUGACUUGGUUGGAGAUUCUUGUGAUACCAAUCAGGACAGCGAUGGCGAUGGGCACCAGGAUAGCACAGACAACUGCCCCACCAUUAUCAACAGCUCCCAGCUGGACACAGAUAAGGAUGGGCUGGGUGACGAGUGUGAUGAGGAUGAUGAUAAUGACGGCAUUCCGGAUCUCUUACCACCAGGCCCUGACAACUGCAGGCUAGUCCCCAACCCAGGGCAGGAAGAUGAUAAUGGUGAUGGAGUUGGGGAUGUGUGCGAGUCUGAUUUUGACCAGGAUACAGUAAUUGAUCGGAUUGAUGUCUGCCCUGAGAACGCAGAGAUCACCCUUACGGACUUCAGGGCCUAUCAGACUGUGGUGCUGGACCCAGAGGGGGAUGCUCAGAUUGACCCCAACUGGGUAGUUCUAAACCAGGGCAUGGAAAUUGUGCAGACUAUGAACAGUGAUCCUGGCCUUGCUGUUGGUUACACUGCUUUUAAUGGUGUUGACUUCGAGGGCACUUUUCACGUAAACACAGUGACAGAUGACGACUAUGCUGGUUUUAUUUUUGGCUAUCAAGACAGCUCUAGCUUUUAUGUGGUAAUGUGGAAACAGACUGAACAGACAUACUGGCAAGCAACUCCCUUCAGAGCUGUUGCAGAGCCUGGCAUUCAGCUGAAGGCUGUGAAAUCAAAGACAGGCCCAGGUGAGCACCUGCGCAACUCUCUCUGGCACACUGGGGACACCAGCGACCAGGUCAGGCUGCUGUGGAAGGACCCUCGAAAUGUGGGGUGGAAAGACAAAGUCUCCUACCGCUGGUUCUUGCAGCACAGACCCCAGAUUGGGUAUAUUAGGGCAAGAUUUUAUGAAGGCUCUGAUCUGGUGGCGGACUCUGGUGUAACUAUAGACACCACAAUGCGUGGAGGACGGCUUGGAGUUUUCUGCUUUUCUCAGGAAAACAUUAUCUGGUCCAACCUGAAAUAUCGCUGUAAUGACACCAUCCCAGAGGACUUUCAAGAAUUUCAAGCUCAGCAGUUUGGCGUUGGGGAUAUUUAAGGUGUAAAAGCAAACUAGUAUUGCUUUAUUGUUUGCAAUAACAAUGUAUUUUAAAUCCUUAUAUGAUUGUUGUAAGAGUUCACACUUCAGCUUGUUCUUAUUGAUGUGAUUAUGUCAGACUUUUUUGUAUAAAAGUGAAAAUAAAAAGGAGACAAAAACA
Messenger RNA from Meleagris gallopavo (turkey), 2970 nucleotides. NCBI's taxonomy places the organism in Eukaryota, Metazoa, Chordata, Aves, Galliformes, Phasianidae. The record is from RefSeq and is a predicted model, not a curated record.